AUGAAAAAAAAAUAAGCAGAACAUCAAAUGAUAUAUACCAAUAUCCCUAAUGCCCUCGAUAUCGGAUUUACAGCUGUGACUUUAUCAUCUAAUUUAUCAUUUAUGAUGGAAAACCCAAAUGAUUAUCCUGUCUAGUUUCAUUUCGAAUUCUAAAAAUUCAAGAUAACUCCUGAUAGAGGAUAAUUAGCUCCUGGAGCCAGAAUUAAUUUUACAUUGACUUAUGCUCCAGUUUUAGCCGAAGUUAUAGUAGCAUCAAUAAUAUUGCAUAUAUAAUAUGAAUAACCAAGAGUGAUCAAAGUAUCAGGCAUAGGUAAAUAUCCAUUCUUACAAUUAAAUACAAAAAAACUGAAUUUCGAAAGUUUAUUGAUUGGGAAAACUGUUUCUAAAGAAAUCACGAUCAAGAACUAAUCGGAAGUUACAGCGCAGUUUUAGAUUUAAAAAAUAAUUGAUGAUGAAUUCAAAGAUAAUGCAUUUACAUUGGAUUAUUACUCUGGAACCAUUCCUUAAAAAAGCACUUUUUUAAUCAAAGUAACUUAUAAACCAAAAAUUCUAAAUGUCUCAGUAAUCAGAUUCAAAGUAAUCUGCUAAGGAGGCAACGAAUUAACAUUUGAAUGCGUCGGUUAGGCAUUAGAACAUGCAGUGUAUUUGAGUGAGAAAUCUAUUAAUUUUGGAGAGAUCAAAGUAGGUAAUUAAGCCACUAAAUUAUUAACAAUCCACAACGAUUCUGAUCUCCCAACUACUUAUUAAUUCUAUACUGAUCUGAAUAAUAUCUUUGCAUUCAAUAAAAUCAGAGGACAAAUACAAGGUAAAAGCUUUGAUAGAAUCAUCAUCUCCUUCACUCCCAAAACCACUAUCAACUAUUACGAAAGAAUAUAUUGUGUAGCAAGUAAUCAGAUUAAAUUCGUGGAUUUAAUUGGUACUUGCUAUGAUCUACUGAUCAAACCAAUUCCAUUAUUGCAAUAGCAUAUUGAUAAUUUUAGAAGAAGAGUGAUCCAAGGCAAAUUAAGUGAAGUUGAUUUCAGAUACAUGGAAAAUUCUUGUUUGAUGAAAAUCAAUUAAUAAAAUGAAAGCAAUCUUUAAGGGGAAUGGCAGGAAAGUCCAAAUCAAACUGUUUAAUUUAAGGAAUUGAUGCUCCCCCCCUCUUCUGAUAAUAGAUUAAUUAAGUUUUCUGAAGACUUCAUAGAUUUUGGCUAUGUAGAAUGUUAUCAAUAAAGUAGUGCUAGAGAGUUGGAAUUGCAUAAUCGACUAAAUUGCAAAUUGACUAUAUUUUGGACCAUCCAAUCCCAUCCAACAAUCGAUGGUGAAAAGGUGCCUGUAUUCUCUGUUACUCCUGAGACCUAAUCAGCAUAAGCAAAUUCCAAAUGCAGAUUCUAAGUCACUUUUAGACCUACUAAAUCCUCAUAUUACUAUUUCCAAUAUAUUCAAUUUUUUGCCAUUAAAUAUAAUCCAAAAUUGACAAAAAAAAUACUAGAUCAAGUCAAGGUGAAUAAAGGUUCAAUUCUAAAUGAAUCCUUUGGCAACAAUGCCAAUUUGAAGUUAUCAUAAACAGGGUUGACUAAUUAAAAAAAUACAAUUGAUUUCACUUCCAAAGAAAUGAUUCCCACAUUCAGUGGUUAAAUUGGAUGUGUUGGACACUCCUUUGGGAUUAAUUCUUAACCUUACAUUCCAAUCAUAGAACUUAGACCAUCCAAUAAAUUGUACUUUCCUCCAUGCACUAUUGAGGAAUCUGUUUAUCAAACAGUUGAGUUCAUCAAUAAGUCAGACACUCCCAUCUACUUCAAUUUUAGUCCAGAUCCCACUAAGACCUUUAGAGUAUAUCCUAAUUAGGGUUUAAUUUUCGGAAAAUCAUCUCAGUUGAUAAUUGUUGAGUUUGUACCAGUUGAAAACAAGGCUUACAAUCAGACUCUAGUUUGCCACAUGAAUCAUUAAUCUUCCAAUCAAAUUAAUAUAUAAGCCAUAGGAUAUUGUUCCACUCCUUUGUUAAAAUUGUAAAAUGACGGUAAGGUAUUCUUUCCUCCUUCCUUUGUUGGAGUAUAUUCGAGAUAGAAAAUAUCAGUCCACAAUGAAUCCAGGGUUCCCAUGAGUUAUUCGAUUGACGUUCCAGAGAAAAAUUAAAAUGAAUUAUACAUUGAACCUUCUUCUGGCUAAAUAAAACCAAACGAAGUACUUCAUUUAGACUGCCAAUUUAUUCCUUAUAAAAGAAAUAAGAAGUACAAAAUUAAAGUUCCCAUGACAGCCACAGAGAUCUUAGCUGAUAACCAAAAUCUUAUUGGAUAUCACAUUCCAGGAUCUGGAAAUUAUGAUUUCCCACUUGAAUCUAGAAAACCUAUAGAAUUAUCAUAUUAAUUUGAAAUCUUUGGGCAAGGAACGGAUGGAAAUCUACUCUUGAAUGUUACCCAAAUUGAUUUCAAUAUUAUUAAGGUUAAUUUCAACACCAAGUAGUAUGCAACCUUGAUCAAUAACUCAGCCUGCACAUUUUAUAUUGAAUUAGUCCUAAGACCAAAAAAUAAGGACAAGGAUAAAAUAGAUCAUCAAAUGAUCAGUCUUAUAAACAGAUCCUUUACCUUAGAUUUGCAGAAUGGAAUUAUUGCUGCCAACUCCAAAUUAGAUAUAGGGAUCAUGUUCAAUCCUAUUGAAGUGUGCGAAUUCGAUUUAGUGUUAGAUGUGAUAGCAACUGAAAAAAAUCCUAAGGCUCCAAAAGGUCCAAAUUUUUAGAACAGGAAAAUCAUAUCUUAAAAAUGUAAAUUAGAAAUUAAAGCCAAAGGAAGCUAUCCUUUAUUGAAGAUUGCUGACGUAAGAAACGAUUCCAUAAGUGUUGCAACUUUGUGGGAGAACUUUUAAAUUAAUUAAAUAAAUGCGGAAUUAGGAAAAGACCUUAAUGAGGAUGAGUAGAAGUUUUUAAAAAUAGAAUAGUUAACAUUUGACUAGGCUUAGUAGUUACAAAAAAGGUUACGAAGUUAUGAUUGGAACUUCGGAUAUUUACCAUCGAAACCAUAAGUAAAAUCAAGAAAAAUAGUUAUUACAAUAUAAAAUAUUGGUGGCACUGAUUUAGAGUGGCAGUUUAAAUUGCCAUCAGAUCAUUAAAUUGAAUUAGAACCAUGGGCAGAUCCAGGGGAACCAUCAGAAGAGGAUACAUUUGAAAAAGCAAUCUUAGAAAAGAACAUAUUCCAAAUUAGACCUAAAGGUGGUGUUAUAGCUCCUAAAUGCUUCAAAGAUAUUGAGCUAAUCUACACUCCUUGCAAUUUGGAUGAUGAACUCAAAUCUAAAGGUAUUUCAAAUGAGAGUCAUUUUUUGAGAGUGGUCUUGUAAAUUUUGAAUGGCAAACCAUUGGUACUUAAUUUAAAGGGAACAACACUAGCUCCAUUGGAAGGGAGAUUGGCAGUAAAGAAAAAUUCAUUUGAAUUACCAGAAACUCCAGUUGGUUUAUUAUAGCCAGUGAAAUAUCCAAUUGAAAUUUAGAAUGUAGGAAGUUCAAAAGUAUAAUACAAAACGAUUGUCAAAGAAAUUGAUAUAGACGGAGAGAUUAUCGAUUCUUAAUUCAAUGUAUUUGACAUACAGAAUCCUCAAGGUUCAUUGUUGCCAAAUGAGAAAUAAUAUUUGUAUUGCCUCUUCAGACCUUUAGAAUAGAAGUCAUACAAUUUUGAAUUGUUGGUGGAGGUAUCAGAUAUGGUUAAGGUAAUUCAGCCGGUGAAGUUGGCUAUAUAAGGAAGAGGAUAUGCUAAUCAACCAAGGAAAUAAGUGUAAUAAUAGGCGAUAGAGAUUCCUAGAUAAAGAUCCCAUUAAUCACCAAUAGGAUCGAAGGUGUUCUUUUCUUUGGAAGAAAUAGAUUUUGGAGAAUUGUUACCAUUGAAGUCAGCUCAUAGGAUGAUUAUUUUGUAUAAUCAAUCAAGUGAUCGUAAAUUUACAUUCGAUUUUGGUGUUUCAUAGUUUGCACUUUCAAAUAACAGACCAGGACUGUGUUGUGGCGAUGAAUUUUUGAUUGAGCCUAUUCAAGGAGAAUUGGAAGCACAAUCAUUUAUUGAACUUAAAUUAACAUUAACAACUGCGUCGACUCCUGCUGUAUAUGAGGGGGAAUGUGAAUGCACCAUCAGUUGGGAGAAUAAGAAUUAAUAAAUUAAUACUUCGUAGGUGAGUUAGAAUUCAUAAGCGAUAACAGUAGAUAAGGAAACACUAUUUUUGAGGAUUAAAAAGAAAUCCAGUCUAAAUGUGGAAUUAGUAAAUUCUUUCAAGUAGCCUCCUCCACCGAUUCACAAUGCUAUGGCUCAUCCGUUUCAAUAAUUGUUAGGUCAGAUCAUCACGGAGGUCUUGACUGACUCACACACUGAUUAAAUCUUAAAGGCCUUAGACUAAUAGCCUAUCACUCUUUAUUAACCAGAAUAGUAAUCAAAGGGAGGAGAUGAAAUUAAACAGGAGGAUUUGUCUAUUCAGAGAGAUUACAAGGACUACAAGACUAUGUUCCUGGAGGAGGAGUUUAUUGAAUUGACUGAUUUGAUCAUGGAAAACACAUUUUUCAAUAUCAUCCAGGAGACCACAAGAAGGGAAUGCGAUUUAUUGAGGAUAUCAAAGACAUUUGUCACUCCUGCAAACAAAUGA
Messenger RNA from Paramecium tetraurelia, 4593 nucleotides. RefSeq lists its product as uncharacterized. Lineage: Eukaryota; Ciliophora; Oligohymenophorea; Peniculida; Parameciidae. The transcript is spliced from 3 exons. The record is from RefSeq and is a predicted model, not a curated record.